ACCGGUCCGUCCAAUAUUGCCUUCCCCCGUCGACGAUAGCGUGAAACACCCACAGAACUGAAACAACUCCCGAGUAGUCCGAAACGUGAACACAUGUUUACAGAAACCCCCUUAUAGAAAUACUAUGUAGUUAAGUAUCGUCCUUCAGCGUGAAGUAAAGAAAAAAAUAAACUCGACAUGGACACAGAGGACGGUAAAGCUAUUUUUUGUGCGACUGACGGGGACAUUGAAAAGUGGAUGGGCCGCGCUUUUGACAUGGCUAACGAUGCCCUGAACAACGGAGAAGUUCCAGUUGGAUGUUUGAUGGUCUACAAGGAUGAGGUGGUGGGGAGGGGAAGGAACGAGGUCAACGAGACCAAAAACGCAACUCGCCAUGCAGAAAUGGUGGCCUUGGACCAGGUCCUGAACUGGUGUGGUCAUAACAACCUGGACGUGAGAAGCGUGUGUGAACAGACGGUGUUGUAUGUCACCGUGGAACCGUGCAUCAUGUGUGCUGCUGCUCUACGUCUCACGAACAUUCCCGUGGUGGUUUACGGCUGCAAGAACGAGCGCUUUGGUGGCUGUGGAUCAGUCCUGGAUAUCUCUUCUGCAGACCUGCCUCAAACUGGAACAUCCUUCAAGUGUGUCUCAGGCCACAGAGCAGAAGAAGCUGUGGAGAUGUUAAAGUUGUUCUAUAAGCAGGAGAACCCAAAUGGUGACAGCAGAACUUUUAUCUCUCCAUACUUUUACACUUAGAGUGGACCAUCUAAAGUCGAACGGGUUCACCAUAAUUGUUAGGUAAUGUGGUUUGUUUUUCUCUUUCAGCCCCCAAACCCAAAACCAGAAAAGAGUGAGCCAGAUUAGUAGUUCAAAUGUUUGUACACUAUUUAUUGUCUGUUGUCAUGAUUGUAAUAAAAAUAAUAACAAGGUACGCUGUCUAGUUUAUGAUUAAAUGCAUUCUUAUUGUUAUGACA
Molecule: messenger RNA, 953 nt
Organism: Nerophis lumbriciformis (worm pipefish)
Lineage: Eukaryota; Metazoa; Chordata; Actinopteri; Syngnathiformes; Syngnathidae
Gene: adat2
Product: adenosine deaminase tRNA specific 2
Biological process (GO): tRNA wobble adenosine to inosine editing
Cellular component (GO): cytoplasm; nucleus
Molecular function (GO): tRNA-specific adenosine-34 deaminase activity; zinc ion binding
Source: RefSeq, a predicted model, not a curated record